GCCACUCCUGGGGGGGGACACGCAGAUGUGAGCGACGCGCGCGGACACGACUCAGGUGCGAGAGAGACCAAACUGGCGGCGCACUUAGGAUGCAGAAGUCACCUGUGGAAGAUGCAAACUUCCUCUCCAAGUUCUUCUUCUGGUGGAUGACACCGCUGCUGAGGAAGGGCUUCAGAAAGAAGUUGCAGCUGACAGAUGUGUACAAGGCUCCGUCGUUUGAUCUGGCAGACAACCUCUCCGAGAGACUCGAAAGAGAAUGGGACAGGGAGGUGGUGUCAGCCAAGAACAAGCCCAGGCUGAUUCGAGCGCUGGCCCGCUGCUUCUUUGGCCCUUUCGCUUUCUUCGGUGUCCUCCUCUAUCUCGGGGAGGCUUCCAAGACGGUGCAGCCUCAGCUGCUGGGUCGUAUCAUUGCUUCCUUUGACCCGUUCCAUGCCCCCGAGCGGAGCCAGGGGUACUUCCUGGCCCUGGGCCUGUGUCUCCUCUUCACUGCCCGCUUCCUCCUGCUGCAGCCUGCCAUCUUUGGCCUGCAUCACCUGGGUAUGCAGAUCCGCAUCGCCCUCUUCAGCCUUCUAUACAAGAAGACCCUAAAGUUAUCCAGCCGUGUCUUGGACAAGAUCAGUACAGGUCAGCUGGUCAGUCUGAUGUCCGCCCACCUCAACAAGCUGGAUGAGAGCCUGGGUCUGGCCCACUUUGUGUGGAUCACCCCGCUGCAGUGUAUCCUGUGUGUGGGUCUGAUAUGGGAGCUGAUCGAGGUGAAUGGCUUCUGCGCCCUGGCAGCUCUGACCCUGCUGGGCAUCAUCCAGGCAUGGCUCUCGCAGAAGAUGGGACCUCACCGGGCGAAGCGAGCAGGGAUGAUCAGCCGCCGCCUGGCUCUCACCUCUGAGAUUGUGGAGAACAUCCACUCAGUGAAGGCGUACGGCUGGGAGGAGGUGAUGGAGACCAUCAUCAAGAACAUCCGGCAGGAUGAAAUGACUCUGACGAGGAAGAUUGGUUCACUGCGUUACUUCUACAGCGCCUCAUACUUCUUCUCCGCCAUCUUGGUUAUCGUGUCAGCCAUUGUGCCUCACGCACUCAGUAAAGGCAUCAUCCUGCGUCGCAUCUUCACCACAGCGUCCUACUGCAUGGUUCUGAGAAUGACGCUGACCCGCCAGCUGCCGGGAUCCAUCCAGAUGUGGUACGACACGCUGGCACUGAUCAGGAAAAUCGAGGAAUUCUUAAUGAAGGAAGAAUACAGAGUGCUGGAGUACAACCUUACCACCAGUGAACUGGAACUGGUCAACGUGUCUGCAUCAUGGGAUGAGGGCAUCGGUGAACUGUUUGAGAAGAUCAAGCAGGAGAGUAAAGCAAAUGGACACCUGAACGGUGAUGCCGGCCUCUUCUUCACCAACCUCUACGUCACACCUGUCCUCAAAAACAUCAGCCUGUACCUGGAGAAGGGCAAGAUGCUGGCAGUGGCUGGAUCCACUGGCUCAGGAAAGAGUUCCCUGCUCAUGAUGAUCCUUGGAGAGUUGGUGCCGUCAGAGGGUAAAAUCAGACACAGUGGUCGCAUCUCCUUCUCACCACAGACUUCCUGGAUCAUGCCAGGAACAAUCCGUGACAACAUCCUGUUUGGCCUGACCUACGACGAGUACCGCUACACCUCCAUCAUUAAGGCCUGCCAGCUGGAAGAGGACUUUGCCUUGUUGCCUGAGAAAGACAAGACGCUCCUCGUGGAGGGCGGGGUAACCCUCAGCGGAGGUCAAAGGGCUCGUCUCGGCCUGGCCAGAGCUGUGUACAAAGAUGCCGACCUCUACCUGCUGGAUGCACCUUUCACCCACCUGGACAUCGUGACAGAGAAAGAGAUCUUUGAGAAAUGCAUCUGUAAACUUAUGGCCUCCAAGUCUCGCAUCGUGGUCACCAGCAAGUUGGAGCAUCUAAAACGAGCAGACAAAAUCCUCCUGCUGCACAAUGGUGACUGCUACUUCUACGGCACCUUCUCAGAGCUGCAGGCCCAGCGCCCAGACUUCAGCUCCCUCCUCCUCGGCCUUGAAGCUUACGACAACAUGAACGCAGACCGGCGCAGCUCCAUUCUCACAGAAACUCUCCGCAGGGUCUCCAUCGACGAAACCGCCGGCUUCCGAGGUCCAGAGCCAAUUCGACAGUCGUUCCGCCAGCCGCCGCCUCCAAUUUCUGGAUCUCAAGGACAUCCUGUCGGUGAUGGCUACCCAGAAAAACGCAAACAGUCGCUCAUCCUUAGCCCACUGGCAGCUGCCCGCAAGUUCUCCUUCAUUGGGAACUCCCAACAGACUUUAAAUACACCACAGUCCACGACAAUAGAGGACGGGGUUCGAGAAUUUUCAGAGAGGAAAUUCUCUGUCGUGCCCGAGGAUGAUCAAGUAGAGGAGGUGCUCCCUCGGGGUAACAUGUACCACCAUGGGUUGCAGCACCUCAACGGUCAGAGGCGCCAGUCUGUCCUGGCAUUCAUCACCAAUGCACAGGGUCAAGAGCGGAGAGAGCAGAUUCAGUCGUCCUUCAGAAGAAAGCUGUCCAUAACACCGCAGUGCGAUCUGGCAUCUGAGCUGGACAUUUACGCCCGCCGCUUAUCCAAGGACAGCGUUUAUGACAUUAGUGAGGAAGUGGAUGAAGAAGACAUGGAGCAAUGCUUCGCAGAUGAACGUGAGAACAUCUUUGAAACUACCUCAUGGAGCACUUACCUACGCUACAUCACCGCCAAUAAGAGCUUAGUCUACGUCCUCAUCUUCAUCGUCUUUGUCUUCGUGAUUGAGGUUGCUGGUUCAGUCAUUGGUAUUUUCCUCAUUACUGAGAAGAUCCACAGGGACAGCGCCAACCCGUCCUCACCCAACUACAUCAGUGAGCAGCACCCCAACGCCUCGUCGCCCCCCGUCCACCUGGCGGUCAUCUACACACCCACCAGUGCUUACUACAUCAUCUACAUCUAUGUGGCCACAUCGGAGAGUGUGCUGGCCUUGGGAUUCUUCAGGGGUCUCCCAUUAGUGCACACGUUACUCACCGUGUCCAAAAGACUGCACGAACAGAUGUUUAGCGCUGUGCUGCGAGCCCCCAUGGCUGUUCUCAACACUAUGAAGACAGGCCGAAUCAUGAACAGAUUCACCAAGGACAUGGCCACCAUAGAUGACAUGCUGCCCCUGGUGCUCUUCGACCUCAUACAGCUGACAUUGAUUGUUACGGGUGCCAUCUUCACUGUGGCCAUCAUGCGGCCGUACAUCUUUAUCGCUGCCAUCCCAUUGGCUGUCAUUUUUGUUAUCCUUAGGAAGUACUUCCUACGAACUGGACAGCAACUCAAACUACUGGAGGCUGAAGCUCGUAGCCCCAUCUUCUCCCACCUCAUCAUCUCACUGAAGGGCUUAUGGACAAUUCGGGCGUUCGGGCGUCAAACCUACUUCGAAACGCUGUUCCACAAGGCGCUGAACACUCACACAGCCACCUGGUUCCACUACCUGGCAACGCUGCGAUGGUUCCUUUUCCGCUGCGACAUUAUCUUCGUCCUGUUCUUCAGUGCGGCUGCCUUCAUCGCUGUGGGAACCAACCAAGAUAAACCAGGGGAGAUUGGCAUCAUUGUGGCCCUGGCGAUGCUCAUCCUUGGGACUUUCCAAUGGGCUGUCAUCACCAGCAUCACUGUAGAUGGAUUGAUGCGCUCGGUGGACCGGGUGUUCAGAUUCAUCGACCUGCCGUCAGAAGAGCUGCUCCCUGGAAAGUCUGGUGGUAAAGGGGGCCCUGAUCUCAUCAUCGACAACCCCCACGCUCUGGACUGCUGGCCCAACCGCGGCCAGAUGGACGUCCAGGGCCUCACUGCCAAAUACACUGAGGCCGGACGCACCAUCCUCAACGACAUCUCCUUCUCUGUGGACGGGGGUCAGAGCGUGGGGCUGCUGGGUCGCACCGGGUCGGGGAAGAGCACCCUGCUGUCCGCGCUGCUGCGUCUUGCCUCCACCGAAGGAGAAAUCUCCAUCGACGGCGUGUCCUGGAGCUCCGUCUCCCUGCACACCUGGAGGAAGGCCUUUGGCGUGGUGCCCCAGAAAGUCUUUAUUCUGACCGGAACCUUCCGGAUGAACCUGGACCCACACGGGCGCCACAGCGACGAGGAGCUGUGGAGGGUGGCGGAGGAGGUGGGUCUCAAGUCGGUGAUCGAGCAGUUUCCAGACAAGCUGGACUUUCAACUGGAGGACGGAGGUAAUGUGUUGAGCAACGGACACAAACAGCUGCUUUGUCUCGCACGCUCCAUCCUUAGCAAGGCCCGCAUCCUGCUGCUGGACGAGCCCUCCGCCUACCUCGACCCCAUAACGUUACAGGUCCUGAGGAAGACACUGAAGCAGGCAUUCUCCGGCUGUACCGUCAUCCUCUCAGAGCACAGAGUGGAGCCGCUGCUGGAAUGUCAGUCGUUCCUGAUGAUCGAGGGCAGCUCCAUGAAAACCUACGACUCCAUCCAGAAACUCCUGAACGAGACGAGUCACAUGAAACAGGCCAUGAGCCCCGCCGACCGGCUCCGCCUCUUCCCCACGCUGCACCGCCUCAACUCCAGCAAGAGGGCGGCGCCGCAGAACACCAAGAUCUCGUCCCUGCCGGAGGAGGCCGAGGACGAAGUCCAGGACACCCGUCUCUAACCGGCCAGAUAUAUAAAUACACACACAUUUGAGUCAAAAUAGCAAAUAGUUAAUAUUUUUGAGCCAUUAUUCUCCAAAUUACCUGUGAAACGGCAUCUUAGUCAUGAUGGGACAGUAAAACUAAACUGAACCCAGAUAGAAGGAAACUCAAUUUACAUCAGAUCCUCGUCGAGUUACAUGAAAAAUGUAAUCUGUAGAAAAAUUCAUUUACAAAUCCAAAAUUGGAUUAAUUUAGAUGGAUAAAACUGAUAAUUAGGACACUUCUAAAAUACUACUGUUACAGAACGAGGAUCAUUUAUUGACAUAAUUUUACAAAUGGUAGCAGAAGUUUUGAACACAAAUACAUAUCUGUAAUAGUCUGAAUGUCUGCUCACAGCUGUGUGUUUAAUCUUAGAUAUGAAUCAGGUGUAAUGGACGACAGAAAUCUAACUUCAUAUUUAUUCACAGAACAGUUCUGUGUGACUUUGACCAACGAGCUGGAUGCUGCAAGUCGAGACUAUACACAUUUGUUUCAAUGUGGAAAUGAGGUUGUGUGACAGCUGCUGAAAGUGCAGCAGCUGAUGGUGUGAAUCUGUAACUAAAGUAGAAAAAUAGUGUUGAAACAUUGCGCGCGCGUGCUGCAGGGAGAGCUCUGGACCAGACGGCGUUUGAUUCCCCCGAUGCGCGGAAGAUAAAAUCCUCCAUGUACAGGGAACAGACAGUCGUAACACGUCAGUUGUGCUCACGACAACACACUCAGCCUGACUAACUGGACGCUCUGUAGUUAGACUAGUUCAAGUGCCUUUGCGGGUUUGUUCUGUCUGGGGCCAAAAACAUGAAUCUGCUCAAAGCAUGAACAGCAUCAUAGUUAGGUUUUUUGGGGGGGGUUUUUGCAUAAUUGUUUAAAAACAUGUUUCCUUGGUUAGGGUUAGGAUGACUAAGAGAGCAGUUUCCUUUCUUUCCCUGGAGUCUGACCUGACAAAGCGGCAGCCACUGUACAAGUCUGAUGUCUUGAAUGAGGCAGAUUGAAGCCUUCCGCCUUUGUACAAUUAAAUAGUAAAUUUACUGUAUUUAAAUAGAGCUUUCCUAAUCGACCACUUAAUGUCACAUUCACCCAUUGAGCUUUUUCUGUCACAUUCAUUCAGGGUUGAGUGUCUUGCCCACGGACACAUCCGCAUUGGGACUGGGGCAAAGCAGGGAUCGAUGACUGACUCCACUCUCGAUUCUGUGCUUGUGAUGAGUCAAUGUCGCCUUUUUCUGAGCUGUUACAAUCAGCUUCAGGUAGCCAACAGGAAAUAACAACAACAUAAAAAUGUUGGUGACUCCUCUGCUCAAUUUGAAGCCACGUUGAUACACAGGCCGCUGAAUCUGAGCCCUUAUCGUCAGUCGGAUGAGUCACUGCACAGGGAGCACUUUUCAAGGGUUUCUAUUGUCCGUCACUCAUUCCUCUCGUUCAACAGAUGCGUUUCCCUUUCAUUAUAUUUUAUUUUGUAACACAAAACUGUAGGAAUACUGAAGUCCGCUGCCCCCGUUCUUUAUUCCUGCUAUAACCACAAAGUGCUGCUGCUGAGUUGUGAGUCCGUUGUUCUGCAGGAUUGAGACUUGUACAGUGGCUUCGUUUGGAUUGUCUGAGUAUUCACUGUCUUUCAAGUCGGUCUGCCCCCGCAGUAAAUUCACUGCCGUCAGCGCGCGCGCUGUUGGCUGAUGCCACUAGCGAGUGAUGACUCAGAUACCCUUAUUUUUCUAUCUGUAUGCACUUUAGAGACACCCCGAGGUACUCGUCACCUUCCAACUGUCAAACGAAUAAAUGUCGUACACCACCGCCAAGUAGAAUUGUUGCUUUGAAAACAAAUGAUGCUUCUUACUUUAAUUGUUCAACAUCUACUACUUGAUGAAUUGAUCGCCAGCAAUUCAUCAAAAAAAUCAGUUUGAAGUCGUUCUGUUGUUUCAGAGCUGCUGCUGUACAAACAAAACACUUAGCUGGAAACUGGAAUUCAUUGUGACUCUUCCAACAUCAUGUUAGUCUUCUCUGGUUGAGGGAAGAUGCUGUUGCUCCUUUCAUACUGAAUAAUAGUUUUCUAUGGCAGUGAUGCAGAAAAUGAAGGUACCGUGGAGAAAUGCCUUGAUAUGUUAACUGUGACAGUUAUGAUAUUUUUACAGUGUAAUUUAAGAACAAAGCUGAUUCUUACACAUAGGAAAAAGGACGCGGAUGUCCAAAAAAUGUAUAAAUGUAUUUGUUCAAUCAACUAUAUUUCCAGUAAAACUUAAAGAUUUUGAGAAUUUGA
Molecule: messenger RNA, 6886 nt
Organism: Scophthalmus maximus (turbot)
Lineage: Eukaryota; Metazoa; Chordata; Actinopteri; Pleuronectiformes; Scophthalmidae
Gene: cftr
Product: CF transmembrane conductance regulator
Exons: 27
Coding region: 90-4622 (1510 amino acids)
Biological process (GO): bicarbonate transport; chloride transmembrane transport
Cellular component (GO): plasma membrane; cytosol; apical plasma membrane
Molecular function (GO): chloride channel activity; ATP binding; ATP hydrolysis activity
Source: RefSeq, a predicted model, not a curated record